Anarrhichthys ocellatus (wolf-eel) is the source of this 1015-nucleotide messenger RNA. It is a transcript of the gene erh, whose product is annotated as ERH mRNA splicing and mitosis factor. The coding region runs from base 77 to 430 and encodes 117 amino acids. The transcript is spliced from 4 exons. The record is from RefSeq and is a predicted model, not a curated record. NCBI's taxonomy places the organism in Eukaryota, Metazoa, Chordata, Actinopteri, Perciformes, Anarhichadidae.
UUCCCCCAAACAGCUAGUUUAGCUAGAUUACACGGAGAAUUGAGAAGCAUUAAACACUGUGUUUUUUCAGUUUUGCAUGUCCUUUAUACAGACAGGGUCUGCAGUCAGCCUGAACAUGUCGCACACAAUUUUGCUUGUCCAACCCACCAAGAGACCCGAGGGCCGCACUUAUGCUGACUAUGAGUCAGUGAAUGAAUGUAUGGAAGGUGUUUGCAAAAUGUAUGAAGAGCAUCUUAAGAGGAUGAAUCCAAACAGUCCCUCCAUCACUUAUGACAUCAGUCAGUUGUUUGACUUUAUUGACGACUUGGCAGAUCUGAGCUGUCUUGUGUACAGAGCUGACACUCAAACAUACCAACCGUACAACAAAGACUGGAUCAAGGAGAAGAUAUAUGUCCUUCUGCGACGUCAGGCUCAGCAGGCAGCAAAGUAAAGGCAUCAGUGUGGAGUUGUCCGGCUACACUUGGAAGGAGUUUAUACUGCACCGUUUUGCCACAGCAUCUGGAAGAUCUUUGUAUACGGACACCGUUGUCAGUUUGACAUGGGGAGGGUUUACAUAUACUGUACAUGGGAAAAGAAAUGUGAGGCUUUAUGUGGAAAUAGAGUCGUGAUCUGCAGCAUGCAUAGCUGCAAGACAUAACACAUUGACUGAGAGGGAUUCGUGCUUGGCGAAAUGCUCCACGGGCUUGGUAAAAAUGUUUUUUUGUUAAAUGUUCAGUAGUGUGCUUUCAGUUUUCCUAAAAGUUAUGUGGCUUUUUUUACAUUUACUUUGCAGUUGGAUUUGAACAUGCUGUGGAUUUUGAAUGCAGAUGCUUAAUUUUUGAAUGACCUAAAUGCCUGCAGACUGACUAACCGAUCCCAGAAGAUUUAUUUUCCAUAUUUUAUCUAUUCUGUUGCCACUAUAUCCUACCAUCAUAAUGUAAAAUGUUUUUUACAUUUUGUUUUGCGUAGUAUCUGAUUUCAACUCUCCACUUUCUGUAUUCUUUGAUUUCAACAAAAUAAACUAUUGUUUUCUGAA